Messenger RNA from Peronospora belbahrii, 537 nucleotides. NCBI's taxonomy places the organism in Eukaryota, Oomycota, Peronosporomycetes, Peronosporales, Peronosporaceae. The record is from the annotation of a GenBank genome assembly.
AUGCCGCUGGAAAAACACGCUUACGCGUUAUUUGGUAAUCGGUCACUUCACGUGGGGUAUUAUACGGACGUGAAAAACAGCUCGUCGUUACGACACGAUUUGCUGGAUAAGAAGUUUGACGUCGCAUUGCUGAAUGCUCACCUGAUUGCUGGGUCUUUUCAGGUGCAUGCCGCUGUGACGCGAGCUUUGCUCUGCGAUGCGUCCAACCGUUUGACCACUCGCAGUCUGCACGCUGAACUGGUUUUUAACAUGUCUGGAUCGCGCAACGUGACUGAGUCGUUUAAGAGGUUUGGUGUUAGCGAUGACAUUACAUCGCUUGUAGUGUGUGUGAUCGACGCGGAUGAAAAGGUGUUGAACCAAGUGGACAAGUUGGUCGAUGGCAUACAGGUGCCGUUCGAUGAGCUGGGCAUGCACUUGACCGAGGACGACGUAAGACUUAUCAAGAAGUUCUACAAGAUUUCCGAACAGGAACUCACGCAUUCGACGCUUGUUGACGCUGCCACGUGCAGAAUAGCAGUUAAGAGCUGUAACAAAUAA